CUACGGUGCUGCUGCGGUCUUACCCCCAAGAUGAACCCCAAAGCUUACCAAGAUUUUUGAAACCGUGACACAAGCAACACAAAUCUCGUACAAAGCUCGCCGCAUAUUAGUCUGGAUGAAUUGCUUUCCGUUGUAUCCGCUUCACCUAACAGUCCUCACUAACAUGAUAACAUCCAUAGUCAAGGCCUUUAGUCCUAGGCCUGUCCCGUGCGCGGUAUCGACAUCUCCUUGUCUCAGUUUGUUCCUCAAGCUUAUGCCUGUUGGGAUAACCUCCAAGCCCAGUCUUUCUCUGCGAUCCUGCAAUGCUGUCCGAGUGUUGGGACCCACGUCUUCCGGGCCCGUGUAAUCACUACCGUGCCAAUUGACUUGUUCAUCGGACAGUAGCCCGAACCCCAACGCGCCUUAGCCUUCGCGAAUCCGUACCGAAUGCCCCGAAGGCGGCGGAUACAGAGAAUCCCAAAGAAAAAGGCCGCAAACGCUGAGCUCAGUCCAGGUGCCAGGUGCACUCUCAACCAAACGAGUACCACAGCGCGGUAUAAGCGCCGAAUCAACUCAUAGCCUCACCAGUGUCCGAAGUCGCUCAUGACGAAACAGCCAAGGGGAUCAUGAGACAGAAUUUAAGCCUCAGACUGGCCAAGCAAUACCCGCUUCAGGAUGCCUCAGCCUGCUCCAGCAGCUGGAUAACUACCUUAGUUUAAAGGGACAACAAGACGAUGCCGUUGAACCACGCUCGGCUCAUAGAGGCUUGAAAGAUGAAACCCCCAUCGGAGAUACAACAUUUAAUAUCGGGAUAAAAGGCAAUAUUCAAGUUUCGCUUGCUUCGAUCCAUAUUAGCCGCCAAAUUCUGCCGCCGAAAUUAUCUUGAGAACGGAUCAAGUCGUCCAUUUUCACCCAUCGCAUGAACCUGAAAUUAAACUAUCCGAGCAUUCAUCCAGCCUCUCAAACAAUAGGUGCGGAUACACAUUUUGAUCAAGUUCCUGAACUUGCCAUGCGCUAUAUUACAACAUUGGCCCCCACCCCAAGGUAAAAAGAGCCACCGUGACUACCGGCUCAUUGAAUGUUCAAAACUCACAAUAACCCCCAAGAACCAAUGUUAUCACGAAAAGUAUGCAUGCACCAUGAUAUUGAGGUUUCUCUAACUUGCCCGUCAUUGCCCUGAAAUCUUUCGGAUUGGCCGGUAGCUUUCUCUUCAAACAAAAGGUCUGAGACAACGUCAAGUCCGUCAGCUUCCGAGCCGAGGAAUCUAUAUGCCAUAGGAUUUCAUUAUCCGAAGAGGCUCUAUCCGACUGACGCUGAAGACGUAGGCUGCACAUCACCCACCCCAGCUCGUGGGGGUGAAUGUUUUUUAAUACAAGCGACAACGCCCAUUGUGCCAGCUAUCGCGACCAUGGCAAAUGAGGAUCCGAGGUUUUCAUGAUAUCUUGAUCCAAGAAAGUAAAACUAGGCCUAGGAAUUUGAAUUUCAAGCCUUACAAUUGAACCUAUAUGGCUUGAGAUGAUGUUCACCUGAGCUUAUCUAAUGAGAAGGAAGAUCUCGCAGGGCACGUGAUGUUCAAGUCCCACUUAAUUGAGGCCGUUUUCUGGAGAACGAGGCUAGAGCGAAUCGAAGAAGACCAUCAUAAGAUCCAUUUUCUUCUAUACAACAGUUACCAUCAUAAUCGCAGUCGCAAUCACGUCGCACCGCCGCAAAGUACCGCUGAGCCCUAUCGAUAAAGCUGUUGACGCUGGGAAUCUCUUGAAAGAGGAACUUGAGCAGAAUUUGGCUCAAGGUACGUUUUCUCGCAAACACUACACCGCUUCCUCGUAUAUCCGCUUGUAUUCAUCAUGGCGUACCCUCCUCCUCCAGGCAUCAGCAGCAACUCUCUCCCACUGAGACCGCCCGCCUCCAAGUCAGGCUUCAAACCCGCGUUUUCCUCAGCGGCCCAGGCUGCUUCGAAGCCAGCGUACUCGAACGCUCCGCCGACGUACUCCGGCCCUUCGAGUUACUCUGCUCCCAAUGCCCCAGCGGCAAAUCAGUAUGGCCCAUCGUACUCUUCGUACCCGACUACUGCUCCCGGUGCGGUGAACUCGGGUCCCGCAUAUUCGUAUCCUCAACAACCACAGAGUUACAGCACCCAGAACUACGGCGUACAAAGCUAUGGCACUCAGAGCUACGAACCGCAAAGCCAUGGCGCAGCACCACAGAUUGCGAAUCCAUUCCCUACGCCGGGCGCUGUGGGGACCGACUACAACCCCGAGAUGGCCGCUCAGAUAGCGCAAUGGCAGAGCGCAUAUUCGAGCACCCCGACAGAUAGCAAGGAUAAGGCCCCUGGGUUUGCCGGGCCUCGAACAGAUGGCCAAACCUCUGCUGCCGCGGCAGCUACCACUGCGAACCAUGAGCGAAAGAAGACCGUCAUCCGAGAAGGUGGUGGUAAAAAGUGGACAGAUGACAGUCUUCUCGAAUGGGACCCCUCCCAUUUACGACUCUUUGUCGGCAAUCUUGCUGGCGAGACCACUGACGACGCCCUUCUCAAGGCUUUCUCGCGCUGGCCAUCUGUACAAAAGGCCCGCGUCAUUCGUGACAAGCGUACAUCCAAGUCCAAGGGUUACGGCUUUGUCAGUUUCAGUGACGCUGACGACUUUUUCCAAGCCGCCAAAGAAAUGAACAACAAAUACAUUCAGAGUCACCCUGUAACGGUUCGCAAAGCCAACACCGAAAUCAAGGUAGCCAAUGUCAAGGAGAAGGAUAGACAUGGAAAGAAGAAUAAAAAUAAGAAGGGUGGCCACGGCGGUGGAAAUCAUGGGGCUGGCUAUGAACCCAGCUUAGGGCCCAUGGGUGGUAAUGGAGUGGUCAAGCCUGGACAAAAGACCAAGAAUGGCCUUCGCUUGCUUGGCUAAGCGUUUGGCGAACUAUUCGACCGAGCAAGGGUUGCGUUUUGGUGUUUGGUGUUUGCAGAGGCAUCGUACAGACCUGGUUUAAGUGUAUUAAUUCCAUGAAGAAUAUCCGGUACACCAGGGCGUCUAGGUUCAUUUGCAUUGCAAUGUUAUAAACUUGAUCAUGUAUCAUGUCGAUCAAAUCCUUUUAAAAAGCCGCAGGCUUAGUUUUACCCUCCACUUGUGGCUUGAAUGUUGGUAUUGACCCAGAAAGGUACCAGUCUAUGCAACACUCUAUGCAUAUUAUCUGGUCAGAAAACUGGGCAAGUGGAUUAUGUGUAGUAUCUGGGUAUAUUGAUAUUCUUGCUCUUCUAAUAUCACCAUGUAUCGAGGAAAUUCCCAGCCUAGAUUCUAUUCCCA
This is a messenger RNA of Fusarium verticillioides 7600, 3272 nucleotides long. RefSeq lists its product as hypothetical. Gene Ontology annotation, molecular function: mRNA binding. NCBI's taxonomy places the organism in Eukaryota, Fungi, Ascomycota, Sordariomycetes, Hypocreales, Nectriaceae. The coding region runs from base 1824 to 2876 and encodes 350 amino acids. The transcript is spliced from 2 exons. The record is from RefSeq and is a predicted model, not a curated record.